AUGGUUCUUUUUAUUUUUCCUCAUAGCGCUUCUGUCACAACAGAUAUGGAAGUGAAGCUGAAAGCACUUGAGUGUCACUUUACAUGGGGAAUAGAAAAGGCUGACAUCAAGGACCGGGACAGCCUCCCUGAAAAACUUCUGGAUCGCAUCAUGAAGUUCAGCACUUCGAACCAUGCCACAUAUUUCAACUUACUAGCCUUUCUGAGCCACCUGGAGGAAAACAAUGUUAGUGCUCUUGAGUAUCUCCACAAGGCUGAGAGUGCAUUGAAGAAUAGACAGGAUGAUACAGAGUUACUGGUAACCUAUGCUAACUUUGCAUGGGUUCACUAUCACUCAGGGAACAUGAAUGAUGUGGAUGCCUACAUUGGAAAGCUGGAAAACAUCCAUAAGGGUUUUACGACUGCUAUUCAAGGCAGUUUACCUUCAAUACAUGGUGAGAAGGCUUGGAGUUUUCUAAGGCUUGGGGGGCUAUUUUACAAGGGGGCAAAGCAGAGCUUUAAGAAAGCUCUUAAGGGAGAACCAGACAAUGCAUCCUUCAACGUGGGCUAUGCCAUGGUCCUGUACAGGUUGGAGGGGUUAGCCAUUGGUAGAAAAGAGAGGUUGGCGCAUACUGAAGGUGCUACUCAGCUAAGGAAAGCCUUAUCCUUAGAGCCCGAUAACACUGAAGUCAUGGUCCUGCUAGCCCUGCAGCUUCAACACCAAAGUAGACAUGAAUCCAUGAAACUCAUCAAAGAGGCCCUCAGACUGUCUCCUGACGUGCCUCACGUCAUACGUUACGUGGCAGAGUUUUUCAGUCACGAGGGCAUCAAUGAGACCCUGGAGGUUCUGAAGAAAGCUGUGAAACUGUCUCCAAACUCCUCCUUCAUGCAUUACCAAAUCGGCCGGUGUCACAAACACCAGUUCAACCAGAUGUCUAAGCAGAGGAGGAAAGGGAGCUGGGUCAAUGCACGCCAGAUAAAAGAGAAGACAGAGCUCUGCAUCCAUUACUUCUCCAGAGCUGUGGAACUGAAGCCAUCCAACGUCCAAUUCAGGUUUAACCUAGCUGAGGCUUACGGAGAAAACUACCAGCUGGAGGAGGCGAUGAAGAUCUUCACCAACCUGCUGAAAGAUGAGUCCCUUAGUGACUCAGACAAGCAGCAAUGCUACACCGGUUUCGGCCUGUUUCUGUUCUACAGGAAGAAAGACGUGGAUGGUGCUGUGACCCAGUUCAAAAAGGCCUACCAGAUUCCGAUUAAGAGUUGGAACAGGAAUAAGGCUAGGAUGAGGCUGAAGCAGAUCGCUUACCAGAAGAGAGUUGGCGAGACCUCUGAGAUUUUCGCCACUGAAGAUAAAAAAGGCAGGAAUGCUGAAGAGCCAAGGAGAGUCGAGGUGCACUCUUCAGACACAGAUGACCUUACAGAUGCCCUAGGCAAAGGAAUGAAACUGAAAUGAUAUAAGGGAGACCGGUGAUGGUUGUCACAGUGCUAAUUACUCCCAAUUGAAAUGGAGCUGUGUAAUAAUUUUAAGGUAAAAAUUUGUGAAUUAUUUGAAAUAACAAUCCAUUUCAGAAUGACAAAACAUUGGGCUGAGCGGAAUUUAGGUUUUCGUAGUUAAAAGUAAAACAAUAAAAAUAAAAAAAAUCUUAUCGGACUAUGCAUGAACAAUGUUUGUUGAAAAGAGGAAAGAGAGAAAUACAUAUUUCAAACCAAUUCCUAGGUCAAGCUAACUAGCAUCUUAAUUAGCAUUGGGAGGAUCGUUGGGGAUGUUUGUCACAUGGAAUACGGGGUUGGUUGUCACUUUUAACAAUGCAACUGCCAGUAUACAAUAAAUCCCAAACUAUUUUGUUCUUGUGAUAUAAAGAGCUCCCUUCUUUGCCUUUCUCCCACAUAUGUUUUCUGUCACACACCA
Messenger RNA from Salvelinus namaycush (lake trout), 1887 nucleotides. RefSeq names its product interferon-induced protein with tetratricopeptide repeats 9 (gene ifit9). Gene Ontology annotation, cellular component: cytosol. NCBI's taxonomy places the organism in Eukaryota, Metazoa, Chordata, Actinopteri, Salmoniformes, Salmonidae. Bases 1 to 1431 code for a protein of 476 amino acids. Gene Ontology annotation, molecular function: protein binding. The transcript has a single exon. Gene Ontology annotation, biological process: defense response to virus. The record is from RefSeq and is a predicted model, not a curated record.